This is a messenger RNA of Neopsephotus bourkii (Bourke's parrot), 1852 nucleotides long. It is a transcript of the gene BMP7, whose product is annotated as bone morphogenetic protein 7. The coding region runs from base 1 to 1392 and encodes 463 amino acids. Gene Ontology annotation, biological process: SMAD protein signal transduction. Lineage: Eukaryota; Metazoa; Chordata; Aves; Psittaciformes; Psittacidae. Gene Ontology annotation, molecular function: growth factor activity; cytokine activity. The transcript has 7 exons. Gene Ontology annotation, cellular component: extracellular region. The record is from RefSeq and is a predicted model, not a curated record.
AUGCUGGUGGGGCGCGUCCCGCGGCGGGGCAGCCCCGCGCCCCCCGCGCCGCCCCUCCGCAGCCGCCGCCGAGCCGCGAUGCCGGCGGCGGGGCGCGGGCAGCCCGCCUCCUGGCUGCUGGUGCUGGGCGCCGCCGCGCCCGCCCUCUGGCUGCGCUGCGUCCUCGCCGACUUCACGGUGGACAACGAGGUGCACUCCAGCUUCAUCCACCGGCGGCUGCGCGGCCCCGAGCGCCGCGAGAUGCAGCGGGAGAUCCUCUCCAUCCUCGGCCUGCCGCACCGCCCGCGGCCCCACCUCCACGGCAAGCACAACUCGGCCCCCAUGUUCAUGCUGGACCUUUACAAUGCCAUGUCCGUGGAGGAGGGGGCUGCGGGGGCCGCCGCUGAGGAGGGCGAGGGCUUCUCUUACCCCUACAAGCCCAUCUUCAGCACCCAGGGGCCGCCCCUGGCUAGCCUGCAGGACAGCAACUUCCUCACUGAGGCUGACAUGGUCAUGAGCUUCGUCAACUUGGUGGAGCAUGACAGAGAGUUUCACCAUCAGCGCUGCCACUACCGAGAGUUCAGGUUUGAUCUUUCCAGAAUCCCAGAGGGGGAAGCGGUGACGGCUGCUGAGUUCAGGAUAUACAAGGAUUACAUCCGCGAACGCUUCGAUAAUGAAACGUUCCAGAUUAGUGUCUACCAAGUACUCCAGGAGCACCAGGGAAGGGAUUCAGAUUUGUUCCUGCUCGAUUCUCGGACGAUCUGGGCUGCAGAAGAAGGGUGGCUGGUGUUCGACAUUACUGCAACCAGUAAUCACUGGGUGGUGAAUCCCCAGCACAACCUUGGCCUGCAGCUAUCCGUGGAAGGCAUUGAUGGGCAAAGCAUCAAUCCCAAACUGGCGGGUCUUAUUGGAAGGCAUGGCCCACAGAACAAGCAGCCGUUCACAGUAGCCUUCUUCAAAGCCACCGAGGUCCAUCUCCGCAGUAUUCGCUCCACAGGAGGGAAGCAAAGGAGCCAGAAUCGAUCAAAACCACCAAAGAACCAGGAAGCUUUCCGGGUGUCAAACAUGGCAGCAGAGAACAGCAGCAGCGACCAGCGACAAGCCUGCAAGAAACAUGAGCUCUACGUCAGCUUCAGGGACCUAGGGUGGCAGGACUGGAUCAUCGCUCCGGAGGGCUAUGCUGCAUAUUACUGUGAAGGAGAAUGUGCUUUCCCGCUGAAUUCAUACAUGAAUGCUACAAAUCAUGCCAUUGUACAGACACUGGUUCACUUUAUAAACCCAGAGACUGUGCCGAAACCCUGCUGUGCUCCUACACAACUCAAUGCCAUCUCCGUGCUCUAUUUUGAUGACAGCUCCAAUGUUAUCUUAAAAAAAUACAGGAACAUGGUGGUGCGAGCCUGUGGCUGUCAUUAGAUUUGUAGGAAAGAAAAACAGGAAAAACAAAAAGAAAAAAACAAGUUAUUUGUAAAGAGUGGUUUUGUAUGGCUGUGUGGGGGAGGGGAAAAGGUUAGCACUCCAGCAAUGGGUUUAUAAAAAUCCCAAACAGUUUUUAGGACCAGGCUUCUGAAAGUUCAGACAAUGGAACGGUUUCUGGAUCUUAAGUGGCAUUUGAACACAUUUUGUUUGAGUUUAUGACAGACAAUGAGCUUGUAAACUGAAACAAGCCAGAGAAACCAUUUAAAACCAAAUCUGCCUACAAAAUUGGCUCCUGCAAGACAUACUUCUGCAAAUGAGUCUUUCUGAAGAUUGCAAACUCACCAGUGUUGAUUGCAAGUUAAAUCACAAUAAUCUGUCCAAGGUGAGAAUGUGCUGUGACUAAUAAGCGUGUGUAGUUCCUGUAUCACAGUUUGCAAUAAAAUAAGUGAACAAAAUA